Molecule: messenger RNA, 4908 nt
Organism: Hemicordylus capensis (graceful crag lizard)
Lineage: Eukaryota; Metazoa; Chordata; Lepidosauria; Squamata; Cordylidae
Gene: MLH3
Product: mutL homolog 3
Exons: 13
Coding region: 437-4708 (1423 amino acids)
Biological process (GO): mismatch repair
Cellular component (GO): mismatch repair complex
Molecular function (GO): ATP hydrolysis activity; ATP-dependent DNA damage sensor activity; mismatched DNA binding
Source: RefSeq, a predicted model, not a curated record
ACGGUUUGGGGUAGAGCAGGCGGAGCAAUGGGGGAGGGCGCGAAUGCGGAAGGCGGGCAGCUGGGGCUGCGCCUCGGAUGGAAGGAAGGAGGAGACAGAGACCGUCCCUGACCGCCUCAGCUGUAGAGGCGGCCGCGGUCUUGAAGGCUGGCUGCUGUAUUCCCGGGGGCAGGCUCAGGCAGACCGACCUCCUCCCCUUUCGUUAUCCUAAGAAGUGGGCUACUGUCCUUUACCUUCCUUGGCGAUCACCUGUCUCUUGGAAGACACUAGAUCUUGCCUUGGACCAGCCUGGGAGGCAAAAAGACGGGAAUUGCUCAUUCGUCUUUACCGAAUAGAGAACCAAUUCAUAUUAUAACGACGAUGAGGGGAUUCAGAGAAAGAGAGAGUGCAAUGCAUAUCCAAUCUUCUGAAUUGUUCAUCCUUGGGCUCUUGUGAGAUGAUCAGAUGCUUGGCUGAAGAAGUGCAAGCCAGUUUGCGGUCUGGAGUGGCCAUCAGCUCACUGGGCCAAUGUGUUGAGGAGCUUGUCCUCAACAGCUUAGAUGCUAAUGCAACAUGUGUGGCCAUUAGAGUGGAUCCGGAGACCUUUAAGGUCCAGGUGGUGGAUAAUGGAUCUGGAAUGGGAAAAGAGGACCUCAACAAAGUGGGGAAUAGGUACUUUACCAGUAAAUGUUGCUCAGUGGAAGACCUUGAAAAUCUAAAAUGUUAUGGUUUCCGUGGAGAGGCUUUGGCAAGCCUUGCAAGCAUGGCCAGUGUAUUGGAAAUAUCAUCCAAGACGAGUAAGAUAGCAAAAUCCUUUGUAAAGCUGUUUCACAAUGGAAAAGGAUUGGAAGUCUCAGAAACAGAAUUGAAUAGACCAAGUGCUGGAACAACAGUGACUGUGUACAAUGUAUUCCACCGGUUACCUGUGAGGAGAAAGUGCAUGGAUUCCAUUUUGGAAUUUGAGAGAGUGAGGCAUAAGGUUGAGGCUCUUUCACUUAUGCAUCCCUCUAUCUCCUUUUCUUUAAGGAAUGAUGCCUCCUGCUCAAUGGUGCUUCAGCUACCCAAGACAAAAGAUACAUGUUCCCGCUUUUCACAAAUUUAUGGUCUAGGUAAAUCACAGAAAUUACGAGAAAUAAAUUACAAGUCUGGAGGCUUUGAGAUCAGUGGUUUUAUCAGUUCUGAAGGGCAUUACAAUAAAAAUAUCCAGUUUUUGUUUGUGAAUAGUAGACUGGUAUUAAAAACAAGAUUACAUAAGCUCAUUGAUUUUUUAUUAAGAAAACAAAGUGUUAUGUGCAAGUCGAAAAGUGGGCCUGUGACUUCAAGUCCUGCUCGUCAUCGUUCUGGUCCAGAGCUCUAUGGGAUCUUUGUUAUCAAUGUGAAGUGUCAGCAUGAUGAAUAUGAUGUAUGUUUGGAGCCUGCAAAGACUUUAAUAGAGUUUCGCAACUGGGAUGCUCUCCUAGCUUGCAUUGAGGAAGGAGUAAAAGCUUUCUUAAAGCGAGAACAGUUAUUUAUUGAGCUGUGCAGUGAAGACAUUAAAGAACUGAAUGAAAACAAUGGCUUUUGUUUGGGUAAUGCUGUAGCUUUACAGCCUUCUCUUCCUGAGGAGAAAGGUAUGCAGGAAAAUUUUAAGAGAGCUUGUGAUAAUAUUGUGGAUUCUUAUGAAAUGUUUAACCUGCAAUCAAAAUCUGUUAGAAGGAAAAUAACUCUUGCAAAGACAUCAGAUCACUUAGGACCUACUAACAAUGUGGAAGGAGCAGAAAUUCACUCAGAUUUGACUGUUACUGAAUCUGUUAAUGACCUUAGUAGCAAUCAAAAAGAGUGUCUUCUGCCCAACAAAAAUGGCAGUACUCUUGAUUCUCCAAAACUGAGUGACCUACACCAACAACCUGAAAUGUUUGAUCAUCCACAGACUGAGGUAAUGAGUUCCAAGUGUCCAGCCGAUCCCUGUGGGCAGGACAAGUCUGUUAUAGAAAUGGACAAUCCUGCUGCAACUGCACUUUUCACUGAGAAGUAUGGCAAAGAUGCAAACAUUCAACAAGACAGAGCACUUCAGGAAAGUAGUCCCAACACUGUCACUCUUGGGGAUACUCUUGAACUUGUGAAAGAUAUUAAUGAAUGUAAAUAUGACUUCCUUUUGGGAAGGACUUUGGAAAAACAUAAGGGAAUGAAAGAGGGUAAGGAGCCAUUUAUAGGGUCAAAUACCAGCAGAGAAGUGGUGAUGGAACAAGAACCAUUGAAGUUGUGUUCCACAGGCCUUAUCACACACGUGAUGCAAAAUCAACCACUGCCUAAAACAACAGAAAUAAAUCAUUCGUCAGAUAGACAGUUUAUACUGGGUCCAGUUAGUGCCAAGGACAUAUUUGAAACCAAGUCAGGGCUUUCAGAACACACUCCAGAUACUCAAGAAUGUUUGAGGAUAACCAAUGCAAGAAUAUGCAUUGCAGAUGAAUGGAUGGAGACUCUGAAUGUGUCAGGUCAAAAGAAUGAGUCGUCUUCACUUCCUGCAGGUGGUAGUGUGAAUUUUGUUAUACCACAUGUCAAAGAACUGAUUUCUGCUGUUCCUUCGGGUUCUGUUCACAAUGCAGAUGGUGCUGCCUGGAGUAGGCAAAUGGCUGAGCUUCCAGCUAGGCCCAGAUACUGUGCCUCUACAAAAUUAAGCUUGCAUCCAAAGCUGGGGUCAUUGGAUAGAUUCAGGAGAUGUUAUGGGCAUACAAAGAGUACACAGUGUGAUGUGGAAAAGAGGAAUGAAGUUGGAGCCCCAGUCUGUGUUGAAUCUCUCACUGAUGGGGAAAAAGAUGUUCAGCACUCUAGUUUCUGUGAAACACUAACUCAAGAGUAUGUUCUGCCUAAUAAUAGUGACUGUGAUAACCUUCUUUCCUUAGAAAAGUCUCGGCUCUCCAUUGAAGAAAGUCCAUUAAGCAUAAAAGCUUUUAAUGUAAGAGAGAACCCUUUGUCACUGACAGAUUUUCAAGCAGGAAAGAAAGCUCUAUGCAGCACUAAAUUCAGAGGAACGCUUGCUUCUAAAGUAUCUAGAAUGAAGGAAAGCCUUAAAGAGGUUUUAAGUACAAAACCUCCAGGGCAACUUUCUGAACAAUCCCAAGCACAUUCAAACCAUGAAGAGGAGGACAGGCAGGAUCUUCCACAUCAAAAUAAUGUUUUGCAGAGUACUUGUCAGAUACUUCAGAGUUUCUCAAGGGAAGUAGGAACAGAGAGUUGCACCUCUGAUGAAUUGGGCAAUCCCUUGGUAAUCUCAAGCACAAUAACAGGGGGAGUGGAAAGUACGGUCAGUAUCAGCCAUUGUUUCAUGGACACCGAUGGGGAAUAUAUAGUCUCCCAAAAUAGAAGUUUGGCAUUGCCUAAUGAAGAAGGGUGUUCUGAAGGCUCCUGUAAAGAUACAGAUGUUAUGGAUCGAUCUUCAAAGCAAGCCUAUGAACUCCCAAGUGUGAGCUUGUCCAGUAAUAUGGAAGGUGCCACAGAUUCUGCACCUGGUGAUGAAGAAUUGUCAUGUCCUGAGUGGCUUCAUCAGUUUGAUGUUUCAUUGGGUAAGAUGGUGUAUAUCAACAAAAUGACUGGAUUGAGCACGUACAGCACUCCUCCUAGUGAAGAACCUCAGGCUGCGUGUAUUAAAGAUAUAAGUACAAUGGCUGUAAAUGUUGUUAUGGAAAGUGGGUUUCAGUGCAGAUGUCAUCCCUUUAGAAGUGAGCUUGUUGUGCCCUUCCUUCCAAGACUUCAGAAAGAAAGGAGUUUGGUAAGCCAAGAUUUAAGAGGUGCUCAAGGAGAAUCUCUCCAAUCCUUGUUUUCAGAGUGGGAGAAUCCUGUGUUUGCUCACUAUCCAGAGGUUGCUGUUGAUGUGAGCAGUGGGCAGGCUGAUAGCAUUUCUGUGAAAAUCCAUAACAUCCUGUACCCUUACCGGUUCACCAAGAAGAUGAUUGAUUCAGUGCAGGUCCUUGAUCAAGUGGACAAUAAAUUUAUUGCUUGUUUAAUCAACACUAGGGCAGAUGAAAAUAGAGAUAUGGAUGGAAACCUCCUUGUACUGGUGGAUCAGCAUGCAGCACAUGAACGUGUCCGCCUUGAGCAACUUAUCACAGAGUCCUAUGAGAAGCAGCCUGAUGCAUCAGGCAAGAAGAAAUUGUUGGCCUCCAUAGUGUGUCCCCCAAUGGAAAUUGAGAUAACAGAGGAGCAAAGGAGAUUCUUAUGGUGCUGCCACAAAAGCUUGGAGGACUUUGGUCUUGAAAUAUCCUUUCCAGAGAACAGUCCUUCUCAGAUUCUUGUUGAAAAAGUGCCACUGUGUUUUGUGGAGAGAGAGGCCAAUGAAUUGCGCCGUGGAAGGCAGACAGUGACUAAGAAUAUUGUGCAGGAGUUCAUUCGAGAGCAAGUUGAGUUACUGCAGACCACAGGAGGGGCACGAGGAACACUGCCACUAACCAUCCUGAAAGUGCUGGCUUCCCAGGCUUGCCAUGGUGCUAUUAAAUUUAAUGACAGUCUGACUUUGGAGGAGAGUUGUCGGCUUAUGGAAGCUUUGUCACUUUGUCAGUUACCCUUCCAGUGUGCUCAUGGGAGACCGUCCAUGCUGCCUCUCGCAGACGUGGAUCACUUGCAGCAGGAAGGUCAGCUUAAACCUAAUCUGGCUAAACUAAAGAGAAUGGCUAAAGCCUGGCAACUCUUUGGGAAAGAAAAGGACCCCACUGUGAAAGUGUGGACCAGAUCCCAGAACUUCAGCAAACAAUGAUGCUAUCGAAACCUGCAGCAUUUAUACCAAACAUCUCCAGCUGUUUCUGCUCUAGAAGACAGAUUCCUGUGGCUUUCAAUAGCUUUUGCCUGCUAUGAAGAUGAAUUCUGUACUCCUGGAGGAAAACUGAAUGACUCACCUUGCAUUAAGAACUGUGUAGCUAAGUGCAUUUUAAAAUAAACAUCCACACCCUUGUCUCA